CGGAGUUUAGUUGAAGAUCGAAUUCGGAUUCGCUUGGCGGGCGCGGCCAUCUUGGUGAAUUAGUGACCUGGCCAUUCGUUUUUAGUUAGUGAAAAAUCAUUUGUCAUCCACAAUGUCGGAAAGGGAAGAUAAUGUGUAUAAAGCCAAGCUAGCUGAGCAGGCUGAGCGCUAUGACGAAAUGGUGGAGGCAAUGAAGAACGUGGCGUCUCGCAACGUAUCUGACAACGAGCUGACGGUGGAGGAGCGCAACCUGCUCUCAGUCGCCUACAAGAACGUUAUUGGCGCCCGUCGCGCCUCCUGGAGGAUUAUCUCCUCAAUCGAACAGAAGGAAGAGACAAAAGGCGCCGAGGACAAACUGAACAUGAUCCGCGCGUACCGCAGCCAGGUGGAGAAGGAGCUGCGCGACAUCUGUUCAGACAUACUCAGCGUGCUCGACAAACACUUAAUCCCCAGCUCACAGACCGGCGAGUCCAAAGUAUUCUAUUACAAAAUGAAGGGUGACUACCACCGAUAUCUGGCGGAGUUUGCAACCGGCAACGACCGUAAGGAGGCGGCCGAGAACUCCCUGGUCGCAUACAAGGCCGCCUCCGACAUCGCGAUGACGGAACUUCCACCGACCCACCCCAUCCGCCUCGGCCUCGCUCUUAAUUUCUCAGUAUUCUACUACGAAAUCCUGAACAGUCCCGACCGCGCGUGUCGGCUCGCCAAGGCGGCGUUCGACGACGCGAUCGCCGAGCUGGACACGCUGUCCGAGGAGAGCUACAAGGACUCGACCCUCAUCAUGCAGCUGCUCCGGGAUAACCUUACCCUUUGGACCUCGGACAUGCAGGGCGACGGAGAAGGCGAGGCUGAACAGAAAGAGCAAGCGCAAGACGUGGAAGAUCAGGACGUGUCGUAAUACCCUUUAAAAUAAUAUUUAACUAUAAUAAAAAAAUAACUAUAGUAUCAUAUAAGACCCAGCCCUCAAUGACAACCGGUUGUUAAAGGUAACCAGGUAGCCCGUAUAUCAGAACUCACCAACUUGUUCGUGCGUACACUGGAAAAUUAUCUAUUCGUAUAUACACGGAACGAAUGCCUCCUCCUCCUACAUACAUAAUAUUAAAAAUUUUGUUUAUGUAUCGUGUCAAAUUAUCUAUGAGUAAUAUACAUUUUAAAUAUCUACUUCUUUUUUAUAUAAUCUUUGUUUUCAAUAACGAAAAAAAAAAAUAAUAAUAAUGUUAAGAAAAAAGUACUUUGGUAUUGCAUUUUAACUGUAUGUUCUUAAGGAUGUAUUUUGUAAAGGAUACACUCUAUUGAUCUCUAGCGAUGUUAUCUUAGCUUGUCCGCGCCGGCCGAUGCCGAGUAGGUCUCUCGCCAACAGGGAUAUUUACUAUAUACAACGCUGAAUAGACGUUUCCAUCUUUUCACCGCCACACUUUAUGGUGGGGAUUGUAAAUUUUUCUAAGUAUUUUGUACCUUGUGUAAAAUUAAUGUAUUUAAUCUCUGUUGAGAGUUUACAAGCACCAUAGCGGCAAAUGUUUAUGAGAUGUAACGUUUAAUUUGGGUAUACACUAGGUACGUAAAUGUACGUGUUAUCGUCGUGGAUGGCGUUAGUAUAAUAUGUUCGUACGUAUCGCAACUCGGCGUCGACAGCGCCGCCCGCACAAACAGUCGGCCGCACGGCUCGGCGUCCGCUGCAGCUGCGCCGUGCUUGCAGCUUGCACCGUGCAGCUUGCAGCAAUGCAGCAUGCAGCUUGCAGUCGCCGAGCCACUCGGCGAGUCUUCCGCGCGCGCGCCCACGCUGCAUUUGUAUACAUUUGAUCAUUCAUUGAUUGAUAUAUUUUAAAGGAUAACAUUUAGGGUGGUAUUAUGUAGUUACUUGCAAUAUUAAUAGGUAAGUGAUAGUGGCGUCACCCUAUUGGUCUUUAUGUAUCUAUCGUAUUGAGCGUACACACACUUGUAUUUAUUGCGAAAAUUUAAUACGUUUUGUGUAAAUCGUGACUACUGUGUAGUACUACUGUUUACUGUUCAGAACAAACUCGCGUAACGAUUUGGCGACUCGACGGGGAGGGUCUGGCUGAGCUUGUUUGUUCGUUUGUUUGUUUGUAGAUACAUAAACACGUGUCGAUGUAACCCGCUUCGUUCGUAUUACAACAUUUGGAGUAUUCACAUUUAAAUUGCUUUAAUUACUUACGAGUAUUGUGAUAGACAUUUUUGUAUAUUUUAAUUUAUUCUUUAUUUUUUUUUUUUGUUUGUUUUUUUUUUAUUUUCGCAUGUUCUGGUAAAUAUUGUGCUGUAGCGCUAUACAAUUCUUACGAUAUUGCAGGACAAACAGUAAGUAGAUCUAACGUUGUGCUAGGUUUAAGGUAAUGCACUUGGAAAUUAUUUAUUGUGCGAUCUGUACUGUAUGCCUACGCCUACUCGAAGACAUUCCAUCUUCAUACUUAUGAUAACCGUGAACUGUGGCUAAUUCGACAGACUGGACUCCAAAUUGUAGUGGCAUAGCGUUGUGGAGCGAGUGCGUGCCCGAGUAAGAUAUUAGCGUUAUGUUAUUAUUUGAAUUUGUAAUGUUGCGUAUAUUUUGUUAAUUUUUAUCCACAACAAAUACUGAUGCAAUUAGCCUUAGCGUUAUGCAAUAUUGAUUUAUGUCCUACCAUCUACAUGAAAAUUUAUUGUAAAUGACAGUGUAAAUCUAAUAAUAAACAUUCAAAAGUCCA
Galleria mellonella (greater wax moth) is the source of this 2696-nucleotide messenger RNA. It is a transcript of the gene 14-3-3epsilon, whose product is annotated as 14-3-3 protein epsilon. NCBI's taxonomy places the organism in Eukaryota, Metazoa, Arthropoda, Insecta, Lepidoptera, Pyralidae. Bases 113 to 898 code for a protein of 261 amino acids. Gene Ontology annotation, cellular component: cytoplasm. Gene Ontology annotation, biological process: signal transduction. The transcript has 6 exons. The record is from RefSeq and is a predicted model, not a curated record.